AAUAAUGGAUGGCCCCAUCUCUUCGACAAAUAUUUUGGAAUGCCGAGUUCUAAAGCAGGGACCAAGUCCAAUGUAUGCUUGCUUGGUGUCGUUCCUGAGUUCUGCCAGUGUAGAGACCUGGAGUUGGACUGUGAUGGUGCUCAGCUCAAAGACGUCCCAGUGGUGGCGGUGAAUGUCACCAUGAUGUCACUACAAAUGAAUCAUCUUCACGAACUGAAAGCAGACACAUUCUUUAAGUAUCAGAACCUACAAAAACUAUAUCUGCAGCACAACAGAAUUCAAGAUGUGAGUCCUGAUGCAUUCAGGGGGCUGUACAAUCUUACACGGCUAUACCUGAGCUACAACAAGAUAUCUGUCCUGAAACCUGGAGUGUUCAGGGAUCUGCACAAGCUGGAGUGGUUGAUCCUAGAGAAUAACAAUAUCCAUCAGAUAUCAUCGAUGACCUUUUCAGGACUGAACUCCCUUGUUCUACUGGUUUUGUUGAAUAACUCUCUCACAAAGUUGGAUGACAUCUGCCGGGAAAUGCCUAGACUGAACUGGCUGGAUUUGGAGGGAAAUCUGAUUGAAAUGAUUGGAAAUGCCUCGUUCUGCUCAUGCAGCAUGCUGACUGUUCUGGUGUUACAGCGAAACCGGAUCAGCUAUAUACAUGAACAGGCUUUCUCGGUGCUCCGAAAGCUUGGAGAAUUGGAUCUAUCCAGCAACAGAUUGGUGGCGAUCCCCCCGAAUCUCUUUGUCUUACUGGAGGAUUUGCUCCAACUGAAUAUUUCAUACAACCCCAUCGUGGAGCUCCAAGUCGACCACUUCGACAAGCUGCACAAAUUAAAAUCGUUGAGCAUAGAAGGGUUAGAAAUUGGAAACAUACAGCGAAGGAUGUUUGAGCCUCUCAAGUACUUGACUCAUAUCUACUUUAAGAAAUUCCAGUACUGCGGCUAUGCUCCGCACGUGCGCAGCUGCAAGCCCAACACUGACGGCAUCUCUUCCUUCGAGGACCUGCUGGCCAACAUCGUUCUGAGGGUGUUCGUCUGGGUCGUCUCUGCUACCACCUGCUUCGGCAACGUCUUCGUCAUCUGCAUGCGCUCCUACAUCCGCUCAGAGAACAAACUCCAUGCCAUGUGCAUCAUCUCCCUCUGCUGUGCAGAUGGACUGAUGGGCAUCUACCUCUUCAUGAUUGGCGCGUAUGACCUGAAGUUUCGGGGAGAGUACAACCGACACGCUCAGGCGUGGAUGGACAGCAGCCAGUGUCAGGUCAUCGGCUCAUUGGCUAUGCUGUCGACCGAAGUAUCCGUCCUGCUCCUCACUUAUCUCACUCUGGAGAAAUACAUCUGCAUUGUUUACCCUUUCCAGUAUUUGACUCCUGGCUGGCGACGAACUGUCACCAUCCUUCUCGGGAUAUGGGUUUUUGGAUUUAUUGUUGCUUUCCUGCCACUGGCCUGCAAGGGGUUAUUUCGCAACUUUUAUGGGACCAAUGGAGUCUGCUUCCCCCUGCACUCGGAGCAGCCAGAGACGCUUUGGGCUCAUGUUUACUCCAUCGUCAUUUUCCUGGGUCUUAACCUGGUGGCAUUCCUCAUCAUUGUCCUUUCCUAUGCAAGCAUGUUCUACAACAUCCACAGGACAGGCACUCAGACCACUAAAUACAGCAACCACAUCAAAAAAGAAGUGACCAUCGCCAAAAGGUUCUUCUCUAUCGUCAUCACUGACUCCCUCUGCUGGAUCCCUAUUUUCAUCCUCAAGAUUCUGUCACUGCUGCAGGUGGAGAUUCCCGGUACUAUCAGCUCCUGGGUGGUCAUAUUUAUCCUCCCCAUCAACAGCGCCCUUAACCCCAUCCUUUACACACUGACCACAAGGCCUUUCAAGGAAACCAUUCUUCAGGUGUGGGCUAACUACAGGCAGAAACGGCCUCUGCUCAGCGGUCGGCCAGCUCAUCAUCCAUCUCUGACUUGGCAAGAAAUGUGGCCGCUGCAGGAGAACAGCCACGGAGUCACCCUGGGGCAUCCGUUGGAAACGAAAGGCACGGUGGCUAAGCUCCCCCCUGUGGAAAGUCCUAACGACGGUUACGACAUCACGAUGUGCACAAAACAACAGCAGAAGCAACAUAUGGUGCUGUCAGUAUGCUCCCAGGACCAAACCGCUCCACACACACUCACACACACGUUCACACAAACAAAUGAACUCCUCUGAGUGUCCGAGAGAGCUACGCGGAUCUGUUUGUAAUGUCGCACAGCCUCCUCGACCAAUUAAAUGUGUUUCAGUUUCAUUUCAGCCAUCAGUGUUCCCCAUCUUAAAAGUGCAGUUUAGACCUUAAUUUGUGCUUUGUAGUUGAAAAUCAGCAUUCAUUAGUGUUAGCAAAGGGCGAAAGAAAAUGACGGCUCCAAAA
Messenger RNA from Mugil cephalus (flathead mullet), 2374 nucleotides. It is a transcript of the gene rxfp1, whose product is annotated as relaxin family peptide receptor 1. The record is from RefSeq and is a predicted model, not a curated record. Gene Ontology annotation, cellular component: membrane. Gene Ontology annotation, biological process: G protein-coupled receptor signaling pathway. The transcript has 16 exons. Lineage: Eukaryota; Metazoa; Chordata; Actinopteri; Mugiliformes; Mugilidae. The coding region runs from base 40 to 2178 and encodes 712 amino acids. Gene Ontology annotation, molecular function: G protein-coupled receptor activity; protein binding.